Messenger RNA from Macadamia integrifolia, 540 nucleotides. RefSeq lists its product as uncharacterized. NCBI's taxonomy places the organism in Eukaryota, Viridiplantae, Streptophyta, Magnoliopsida, Proteales, Proteaceae. The annotation marks the transcript as partial. The record is from RefSeq and is a predicted model, not a curated record. The transcript is spliced from 2 exons.
AUGGUAAAGAGGAUCUUAAUGGAUAAUGGUAGCUCAACUGAUAUCCUGUUCCUCGAAGCUUUUCAAAAGAUGGGCCUGGGCGAAGAAAAGCUGAAGAGGGUUGAACACCCAUUACAGGGGUUCUCAAGAGCCCCAGUAAAGGUUGAAGGUUCAAUUGAAUUACCAGUAAGAGAUGGCACUGAAGAUCGCCAAGUCACAGUUAUGAUAAAUUUUCUCGUGGUCGACAUCACUUCUGCGUACAAUGCCAUAUUGGAAAGAUUUGGCUUGAACCUAUUAAAAGCCAUCGUCUCUACACCACAUCUCAAGAUGAAGUUCUCUACAAAGAAUGGGUUAGCCUCAGAUAUACCCGGAAUAGCUAAAGAAGUGAUUGAGCAUCAACUAAGUGUUGAUCCGACUAAGAAGCCUAUGCAGCAGAAGAAGAGAACCUUCACCCCCGAGAGGCAGCAUAAGAUAGAAGAAGUUGAGAAAUUACUGAAGGCUAAGUUCAUCCGGGAGAUCCAAUAUCCAGAAUGGAUAUCUAAUGUGGUGAUGGUCCCAAAG